This is a messenger RNA of Heteronotia binoei (common prickly gecko), 929 nucleotides long. It is a transcript of the gene MAL, whose product is annotated as mal, T cell differentiation protein. NCBI's taxonomy places the organism in Eukaryota, Metazoa, Chordata, Lepidosauria, Squamata, Gekkonidae. Gene Ontology annotation, molecular function: structural constituent of myelin sheath. The record is from RefSeq and is a predicted model, not a curated record. The coding region runs from base 191 to 646 and encodes 151 amino acids. Gene Ontology annotation, cellular component: membrane. Gene Ontology annotation, biological process: myelination. The transcript is spliced from 4 exons.
GAAACACAAGAAUACGUAUUUCCAGUUGGUUAGUUACACCCAAGCUGAGCUCCUGCCCUGAAGGGCGGGCAGUAUUAACAUAACUGAACAGAUAACAACUCACCUGCCCAAGAGAACAGAAGGAAGAACCUGGAGCUGUUGGUCUAUAGUGUGAGGACUUGCCUGGUGAGCUUGGAAAGAAACCAACAAGAUGUCUUCAGCAACCACUUCUGUCUCCUUACCCAGUGGCCUCAAAGUCCUGGCUUCUUUUCCAGAUAUUCUUGUUCUCCCUGAAUUUGUUUUUGGUGGCCUUGUCUGGAUUCUGGUGGCAUCUACGAAAGUGUUUUUUCCAAUGAUUCAAGGCUGGGUGAUGUUUGUCUCUGUCUAUUGCUUUGUAUUGUCAACAUUGCUUCUGUUCCUCUAUUUCUGUGGAGCUCAUGGAGAAAAAUCAGCUUGGGUUGCUGUGGAUGCUUUCUACCAGGUAACAGCUUCUCUCUUCUACUUGAGUGCAGCAGUUUUGCAAGCCUAUGCUACAAUCCAAGUUAAGGAUAAAGAGGUGUACAAAAACUACCAAAUAGAUAUUGCGGCAGUGGUCUUUGCCUUCCUAGCCACACUGACCUAUGUGAUCCAUAUGAUUUUUUCACUACUGAGAUGGAAAUCUUCCUAAAAACCCUUGAACAUUCUUUAGCAGAGAGUUUUACAGGUGGAUUUACUCUGUUGUUGGAUUAUUUUGGAGAUGUGUGUUAUAAAUCUUGUUGUACUUUACCUGGACAGGAAAAUCCCACAGUAUAUAUUUUAAUUUAACCAUUUUCUUUUCCCCUUAGAGAUUUGGACAGGUACAGUGUGUAGCAUAGGGAAAAUUGAUAAUCUCUUAAAUAUUUUUUCUUUUUUUUAAAAAACCUAUUAUAUAAGUGGAGAGCAAAAUUUGUAUAAUAAAAAGCAUUGAGUUA